Messenger RNA from Chanos chanos (milkfish), 732 nucleotides. Its product is annotated as protein unc-119 homolog B-like. NCBI's taxonomy places the organism in Eukaryota, Metazoa, Chordata, Actinopteri, Gonorynchiformes, Chanidae. Gene Ontology annotation, cellular component: cilium. The record is from RefSeq and is a predicted model, not a curated record. Gene Ontology annotation, molecular function: lipid binding. Gene Ontology annotation, biological process: cilium assembly; nervous system development; lipoprotein transport. The coding region runs from base 1 to 732 and encodes 243 amino acids. The transcript has 5 exons.
AUGAGUGGACCGAAGCCUCGAACCGAACCGCCGAUCGCUGACAACGUUCCAAACACCAGUCACAGCUCGUCGACUGUACGUGAUCGCAAGCCGACCGGAGGAGUUCUGAAAAGACUGAGAUCUCGCCGCAGUCAGGUAGAUAGCAGGCCGGUAACGGAAGACGAACUACGGACGCAGAGGAGACAUAUCACCCCUGAGGAUGUCCUAGGGCUACGAGUUGCCACCCAUGAUUACCUGUGUGAGCCCGAGGACAACAUCUAUAACAUUGACUUUAUCCGCUUCAAGAUACGAGACCUGGAGAGUGGCACGGUGCUGUUUGAAAUCGCUAAACCUCCUAGUACAGAGGAAGAGUGUGAUGAGAGUGGAGCUGCUGACCCCAGCGCUGGACGCUUUGUGCGUUACCAGUUCACACCUUCCUUCUUACGGCUCAGAACAGUGGGAGCAACUGUGGAGUUCACUGUGGGUCCGCGGCCUCUGAACAGUUUCCGAAUGAUCGAGAGACACUAUUUUAAAGAUCACCUGCUGAAAAGCUUUGAUUUUGACUUUGGCUUCUGCAUCCCCAACAGCAGAAACACAUGUGAACACAUCUAUGAGUUCCCACAGCUAUCAGACAGCAUAAUUCGUCAGAUGAUAGAUCAUCCUUAUGAAACACGCUCUGACAGUUUCUACUUCGUGGAAAACCGAUUAGUCAUGCACAACAAGGCAGACUACGCGUACAACGGAGGACAGUGA